Messenger RNA from Austrofundulus limnaeus, 7053 nucleotides. RefSeq names its product ATPase plasma membrane Ca2+ transporting 1a (gene atp2b1a). Bases 395 to 4264 code for a protein of 1289 amino acids. The transcript has 22 exons. Gene Ontology annotation, biological process: calcium ion transmembrane transport; regulation of cytosolic calcium ion concentration. NCBI's taxonomy places the organism in Eukaryota, Metazoa, Chordata, Actinopteri, Cyprinodontiformes, Rivulidae. The record is from RefSeq and is a predicted model, not a curated record. Gene Ontology annotation, cellular component: intracellular membrane-bounded organelle; plasma membrane. Gene Ontology annotation, molecular function: ATP hydrolysis activity; ATP binding; P-type calcium transporter activity.
GCAGUGGGCGGGGCUUUACCUCAGCUCGGCGGAGAGAGUCUAGUCUUCGCUGAGACUGAGGGGGAGUUAAAGACAGAAAGGGACGGGGGUUGCUCUCUAGAGAACGGAAUCUGCAUGCAAGGUGAUCUCUGGCUCUGUGGUGCUCCUCAGUCAUCAUGAAUGACUAGGCUCAGCUCUCCAAGGGAAAGAAAUGGCUUUUGUAAUAUCCCCACCCUACCACCUGGCAUGUGACCCCAGCUGCCUUUGAAGGACCUGUCAGCUGUUUAUGGGAACCAUCAACUUUUCUGCACUCUUGGGGAUUUAAAUUUUUUUUAACGCCACCUUUCCUUUUUGUAACCCCACUGUCGGGUCAAAGCAGCAGUGCUUUGCUAAAGUCUUUGGUUACAACAAGACCAUGGCAAACAACUCGUACAGUGGGGUGAAGAACUCCAUGAUGGAGGCCAAUCAUGAUGGAGAGUUUGGCUGCACACUCAAAGAACUGCGUUCCCUAAUGGAACUGAGAGGUGCUGAGGCGCUAAGCAAAGUGGGAGAAUCUUAUGGGGAUACUCAUGGACUCUGCAAUCGAUUAAAAACAUCACCUAUAGAUGGUCUAAGUGGACAGCCAGGGGACAUUGAGAAGCGGAAAACAGUGUUUGGACAAAAUUUUAUCCCACCCAAAAAACCCAAAACCUUCUUACAGUUAGUGUGGGAAGCACUACAGGAUGUCACACUAAUUAUCCUUGAAGUGGCAGCCRUCAUUUCACUAGGCCUUUCUUUUUAUAAACCACCAGAUGCUGAAAGAGACCAUUGUGGAAAAGCUGCUGGUGGCGUGGAGGAUGAAAACGAGUCAGAAGCAGGCUGGAUCGAGGGUGCCGCCAUUCUUCUGUCGGUCAUCUGUGUCGUGCUGGUGACGGCAUUCAAUGACUGGAGUAAAGAGAAGCAGUUUAGGGGCCUCCAGAGCCGCAUUGAGCAGGAACAGAAAUUUAGUGUUGUCCGUGGAGGACAAGUUAUUCAAAUUCCCGUGGCUGAGAUUGUGGUUGGCGACGUAGCACAAAUAAAAUACGGUGACCUCUUACCUGCUGAUGGAGUUCUUAUACAAGGGAAUGAUCUAAAAAUUGAUGAGAGCUCGCUCACAGGGGAGUCYGACCAUGUCAAGAAAACACUAGAAAAAGAUCCAAUGCUGUUAUCAGGCACCCAUGUAAUGGAAGGCUCAGGGAAAAUGGUGGUCACUGCUGUGGGUGUCAACUCUCAAACUGGAAUUAUAUUCACUUUACUUGGGAGUGGCGAAGAUGAUGACGACGACGAAGAGGAAAAGAAAAAGGAAAAAGAGGAGAAGAAAAAACAGAGAAAAAACAAAAAGCAAGAUGGAUCUGUGGAAAAUCGUAAAAAAGCUAAAGCACAGGAUGGAGCUGCAAUGGAAAUGCAACCUUUGAACAGCGAUGAGGGAGCAGAGGCAGAGGAGAAGAAGAAGACAAACCUGCCAAAGAAAGAAAAAUCUGUUCUCCAAGGCAAACUGACCAAACUAGCAGUACAAAUUGGCAAAGCGGGACUGGUCAUGUCGGCCAUCACUGUUAUCAUCUUGGUGGUGCGGUUUGUAAUAGACACCUUCUGGGUCCAGAAUUUGCCCUGGAUCCAAGACUGCACACCAGUUUACAUUCAGUUCUUUGUGAAAUUCUUCAUCAUUGGCGUCACUGUUCUUGUGGUAGCUGUUCCUGAAGGCUUGCCACUUGCUGUAACAAUCUCCCUGGCAUACUCGGUCAAGAAAAUGAUGAACGAUAACAACCUCGUGCGUCACUUGGAUGCCUGCGAGACUAUGGGCAAUGCUACAGCUAUCUGCUCUGACAAGACUGGCACUCUCACCAUGAAUCGCAUGACUGUGGUACAGGCCUUCGUUGCUGAAAAGCACUACAAGAAGGUCCCUGAACCGGAAAACAUCCCCUCCUCCACGUUAGACAUCCUGAUUCUGGGCAUUGCAGUUAACUGCGCCUACACUACUAAGAUUAUGCCUCCAGAAAAAGAAGGGGGGCUGCCUAAUCAAGUGGGUAACAAAACCGAAUGUGCCUUGCUUGGCUUUGCUGUUGACUUGAGACGUGACUACCAGGCUAUUCGCAGUGAAAUCACAGAGGAAAAACUGUACAAAGUCUACACCUUCAACUCGGUCCGCAAAUCUAUGAGCACUGUGUUGAAGAUGGCUGACGGCAGCUAUCGUAUGUUCAGCAAAGGAGCCUCUGAAAUUCUCUUAAAAAAGUGCUAUAAAAUCCUCACAGCAAACGGCGAGCCAAAGGUGUUCCGCCCCCGGGACCGAGAGGACAUGGUGAAGAAAGUGAUUGAACCCAUGGCCUCGGAGGGCCUGAGGACCAUCUGCCUUGCGUACAGAGACUUUCCUGCCUCUGACGGUGAACCUGACUGGGACAACGAAAAUGAUAUCCUAACUGGAUUGACCUGCAUCUGUGUGGUGGGCAUUGAGGACCCUGUUAGACCAGAGGUCCCAGAUGCCAUCAGGAAAUGCCAGCAUGCUGGGAUCACAGUGCGGAUGGUGACAGGAGAUAACAUUAACACAGCUCGCGCCAUCGCCACCAAGUGUGGCAUUCUGCAGCCUGGAGACGAUUUCAUCUGCCUGGAAGGAAAAGAGUUCAAUCGCAGGAUUCGCAAUGAAAAAGGAGAGAUCGAGCAAGAACGCAUUGACAAGAUUUGGCCCAAACUACGAGUACUGGCUCGAUCGUCUCCCACAGACAAACACACUUUAGUUAAAGGUAUUAUUGACAGCACAGUAGCUGAACAGAGACAAGUGGUCGCAGUGACAGGAGAUGGUACAAAUGAUGGUCCUGCCUUGAAGAAAGCCGAUGUUGGCUUUGCCAUGGGUAUUGCUGGGACUGAUGUUGCCAAAGAAGCAUCUGACAUCAUUCUGACGGAUGACAACUUCUCCAGCAUCGUCAAAGCAGUCAUGUGGGGACGAAAUGUUUACGACAGCAUCUCCAAGUUCCUGCAGUUUCAGCUAACGGUCAAUGUGGUGGCUGUCAUUGUAGCGUUUACAGGAGCCUGCAUCACACAGGACUCUCCACUGAAAGCAGUUCAGAUGUUAUGGGUCAACCUUAUUAUGGACACAUUUGCUUCAUUAGCUUUGGCAACAGAGCCCCCCACAGAAUCCCUGCUGCUGAGGAAGCCUUAUGGCCGUAACAAGCCUCUUAUAUCCCGCACCAUGAUGAAGAAUAUUCUGGGUCAUGGCGUGUACCAGCUAAUCAUCACCUUUACUCUGCUUUUUGCUGGAGAGAGGCUGUUUGACAUCGACAGCGGCAGGAACGCACCACUCCACGCCCCACCGUCUGAACACUACACAAUAGUUUUUAAUACCUUUGUAAUGAUGCAGCUCUUCAACGAGAUCAACGCCCGCAAGAUCCACGGAGAACGAAACGUUUUUGAGGGCAUUUUCAACAACCCUGUCUUUUGCAGUAUAGUUUUUGGUACCUUUGUUGUCCAGAUAGUUAUAGUGCAGUUUGGAGGAACACCUUUCAGCUGYGUGGCUCUGACCAUUGACCAGUGGUUGUGGUGCACUUUUCUAGGCUUUGGCUCUCUGCUAUGGGGACAGGUUAUCUCUUCAAUACCCACCAGUCGCUUAAAAUUCCUGAAAACGGCAGGCCAUGGCACCCAGAAGGAGGAGAUCCCGGAUGAAGAACUGGAGGAGCUGGAAGACAUGGACGAGAUUGACCAUGCUGAGCGGGAGCUCCGCCGAGGCCAGAUCCUCUGGUUCCGAGGUCUCAACCGCAUCCAAACUCAGAUGGAUGUAGUGAGUGCGUUCCAGAGUGGAACUUCCUUUCAGGGGGCUCUAAGGCGGCAAGCCUCCAACUCCAGCCAACAACAGCACGAUGUAACCAAUGUUUCUAGCCCUACACAUAUCCGGGUGGUGAAAGCAUUCCGCAGCUCCAUCUCCCUCUAUGAGGGGCUGGAGAAACCCGAGUCCAGAACGUCAAUUCACAACUUCAUGACCCACCCCGAGUUUCGAAUAGAGGACUCGGAGCCCCAGAUCCCCCUCAUAGACGACACGGACGCGGAGGACGACGCCCCCACCAAGCGCAACUCCGCCAGCCCCCGCAACACCACACCCACUCCGCCUUCGCCCACGCCCUCGCCGGUCACCACCGCCGCCCCCAACACGCCCGUCUCCCUCUCCCCAAACCAGAACAAUAACGCUGUGGAGAGCAGCAACCACCUCCUUCCAGAGGGCCCCAAACCAGGAACCCUUUCGGCCCCGGGGAGCCCACUGCACAGCCUGGAGACCUCCCUUUGAUCCAGCACACGCUCCACACGUCAGCACCUCCUUUUCCCACCCGCCACCACGGAGCUCGGCUCAGACUGAAGGGACAAAYGUUGGGAGAGUGAAGACGAAGGGCUAGACUGAGAGCGGGGUCCUGUUAGAGCUUGGCAAACAUUCAGAGGAAUGUACGGCUUGGUGUGGAUUCUUUGGUCUUUGUUUUUCUCAUUAAUACCCUGCUGCAACACAAGGACUCGCUCUUCACCCCUCCCACCUCGGUAACUUUUCGUUUUUCUGGGUUCCAAGGGGUGACUAUGAACUCCGAUUGAAAGUGACCUGUUUUUAGCACUCUAAUAUUAUUGCUAUUAUUUGAAUUGAGAAGGGGAAGUCCUCCUCUGUGCAUGAGGACCGUCUAUAAGUCUAUGAACGAACCUUUUAGCUUCUCUUUUAUCUGAAUGGUGUUGUAUAUUUAUCUCUUUGAUCCUUGCUCAUUCAAGACUUAUUUCUGCUCCAUUGGCUGUUAAUAUUUUGAGUUAUUUAUGUUUAUGGAAAAAAGCAGGUCUGUUUACAAAGUUUGUAGAUACUUUUUUUUUCCUGUUUGUAGGCAAAAGAGCUUCCUGAUGUAUAAUGCAGACGACUGAGACAGAUUAUAAAUGAAUGAGUGGGUUAUUUCAGAUACUGCUGUAUUUUCAGGAAAAAAAGGGGUGUUUCUAUUGAAACUUAACUAUUUUUGCCUGCAAGUUUUAUUUGUUAUAUAUUUGUAGAUAAAUAUCGAACCUUCAGCCAAACUGAAACACAAAGGCUUGUAUAGAAAAGAGGUCCAAGGGACAAUGUGUUUUCGCAGGAGAGACAAGAAGACAAUAAUGGCCUCUGUCCACUAACAUCGCUAUAAAUAUUUACUUCUUCCAUUUGUUCGAUAGUUUCCAUGUGCACAAAACCUUCUGGAUUUCUAGACUCUUUUCACUCAUUAUGACGUGUUCAAAAAUUUCCACAUGUUGAAAGACUUUUUUUAUUUUAUWUUUUAUUUAAAGGGACUUUAGUAAAUAUCCAGGCCUGUACUUAGCAAGCAUCUCACUCAGUUGGAAGUUAGGGAGGAAACAAACUUUGACCUUGGACAGACGGUGAACGUCCUGAAGCCUCCUGCCGUUGCUUUCAGCAAGAAGAGGUUUUCCUUUUAGAUUUGUGUAACCUUUUAAAAGAAAAAAAAAACCAACAACAUCCUUUUGUAAUUACCAGUUCCUGUCAGAAGUGGCUGAUUUAAGCAGUAAAACGAACCGCUUCACUCGAAGAUGUACGAAAAGCUCACUUUAAAGCUUUAAAAAUCUAACUUUUUGUAGUCGAGUUGGAACUGGCGCUGUAUUGUGAGCUGCUCAGCCGCUUCAUCUAUUUUCAGUAAGAUGUUCAUAAAGACUAAACAUGAAUGUGCCUUGGCUACAAUAAUUUAAUGAUCCUGGUCCCGUCAUUCACCACCUUGAGGAGACUCCUUACAGAUGAAGCGCUCUUGUUUCUUAUUUCUACAGCUAAAAGCAGGACCAAAUAAGCUCAGCUUAGACUAAUUGGGUGGGUCUGGACACAUUUCCUUCCCUUUUGGAUGCUUGAUAAAUAUGGAUCCUGGUGGUUUCAAUAUCUUCCUAUCUUUUUUUUUGUUUUGUUUUAUUUAUUUCCUCUCUAACUAUUAGCCCCCUGCCAAUGUGCAAUACUGACAUUUAUUUACUCAGGCAAAAACUAAAUAAACUUAAAAGGAAUCCUUUUUUUAAAAAAAGCUCUUCAGACUCUCUUUUAUUGUGUAUUUAGGUAGCAAACGCAUGUCCUGAGCAAAAAGAAAGUCAAUUGUUUUCAUUUUCUUUAUGCUUGGAGACACAUUUUUACAUCACAUUUCUUUUUCUUGGAGUUUCUAAAAAAAAMCCUGAAAACCAGAAGGGAAAUAAAGCUUUUAUUUUUUGUUUGUUUUUUGUCUUCUCAAGCCUGUUCAUAAGAAUCCUUUCACUCUUAAUAAAUAUUUCUGCAUUUGGUUGGUUUGUAAAAUAUUUUUGAAACCUGAUGUACUGGAAAUGCUAAAGAUUGGAUGUGCUUUUUUUUUUUAAGAAUAGAAACUAGGCAUACACUGGUAUCUAUCUGCACAGGGUACUUUAUUUCAUAGUGUUCCUUGGGAGAAACCGAAUUUUGAUACAAAUCGAAAUAUACCUUUGUAUUUUUAUGACGACACUGAUGAGAUCUUUCAUCACACUAAAAGCUGUUGUGGAUGAUUAGACACCAAUAUUACGUGUGGAGAAGGRGAAGGGGUUCAGGCCACUAAAAUGCAUUUUGUUCUGGAAUAUUCAUCUCAGGGUGCAAUCGAUGUGAAAGAACAGGCCAGUUUUUGGCUUGUCUAGUAACACAGGUAAAAUUAAAGCUGGUGCUCGCCAACCACACGGGGUAACUCUGGCAGCGGGCUGCAAAUUCUUCGUGCAGUCACAUUGGCUGGCUUCGCCUGAAAGGCCAYGGGAGGAAGUGGAAUUCUUUCGGUCUCAACUUAUUCUGUAAAUAGUUUUGUUUUCCUUGUUUUACAGUUUAACAGGCUAGCCUACAAAAGUGAGAAGAUUGACGUCAUGAAAGGAAUCCAUGUGAGGAGUUUGUUCUGUAGCUUUCUUCCUGUUAUGGGAAUGAAUGUUUUCCAUCUGUUUUAUGGGUUAUUUUUUAUCUUUUAACAUUUGGAAAUAAAAAAAAAAGAUACUUCAUGUCUGUUUAUCUUGAGCAUUUUAAAUGGUUAUUGUGAUUGGAUUUACAUUUGAAACUUGUUGAGUAAUGUGUAUGGUUUUUAAAAAUAAAAAAAUGUAUUUAGCCUA